Molecule: messenger RNA, 1632 nt
Organism: Capronia coronata CBS 617.96
Lineage: Eukaryota; Fungi; Ascomycota; Eurotiomycetes; Chaetothyriales; Herpotrichiellaceae
Exons: 1
Coding region: 1-1632 (543 amino acids)
Source: RefSeq, a predicted model, not a curated record
AUGACAACUUCAGAUAGCAGCGACUCGAAUGUUGGCGACAUUGUCUUUACCCCUUCCGGCACCGAGUCGCCUCUCCCUCCGUUUACAGGCGCCCACAAACCCUCCGGCCGUGCUCGAAGCCCCUUGCGUAUCUCCUCGUUACAGCCCACCGUCAAGGACGAGUCCCAUGCAAGACGGCACCAAGACCGCCUCCUUUUCGAUGAAGAGCAGGAUCUGGAUCCUUCAGACGACGAGAUGGCGGUGAAGCCUUCGAUGCAUCGGCCCUCCGGGCCACAGGCACAUUUACCGUUACUGGGAGAAGACAAAUCGCUCAUUCGGGGACGGCCACAGAGUCCCAGGCUUGCUGGGUCGAGCAGAUCUCCAUUCGCGUCACGAAGAAGCACGUUCCGGUCCAGAUCACCGACAUAUGCGCAACCCGAGGACGUGGUGCGGCGGAAAUAUAUCUAUGCCUCCUUCUUUCUGGUUCUCUCUCUGAUCACGUUUGUGGUGCAGACCGAGACCGCGGUCUAUAUCCAGCACGAAUUGAAAUGGGACAAGGCGUACUGCAUGAUGUAUUUCACGCAUGGCUCCUGGGUGUUUCUGUGGCCUUUCCAGCUUCUUGUCAUUCGAAUUCAAAAGCGGAAGAUCUCCUGGCCUGCGUUCUGGCGUCGCCAUAAGUACCUCCUGAAGUCUACUGCUCAGAUGGUCCAGUCCCAAGAACUCUAUCUGUCGCCUGCCGCCGCGUCGGUUUCGCCCUGGCCCUAUAUGAUCAAGGCGACAGCCUUCAUCACGACCUUCCUCACCAUGGCCGGCGGCUCAUGGUACGUGGCUGUCAAUUUGACGUCUCCUUCCGAUUUGACGGCCAUCUACAACUGCUCAGCCUUCUUCGCCUACGUCUUUUCAAUUAUGCUUCUGAACGAUAGACUGCGCUUCGACAAGGCCUUUUCUGUCGGCCUGGCUAUCAUCGGGGUUCUGAUUGUCGCGUACGGCGACAAAGAUGAUUCGACGCCGGGCCCUGGGACUUCGAACCCAGGCGCAGAGCAGGGCUUCAGCACCAAACUCCUCGGCAAUAUCAUAAUUGGCCUCGGGUCUGUCGCUUACGGCCUCUACGAGGUCCUCUACAAGCGCUUCGCAUGUCCGCCGGAAGGCACUUCUCCGGGCCGAGGCAUGAUCUUCGCCAACACCUUCGGCAGCAUGGUCGGGCUUUUCACGCUUCUAGUUCUCUGGAUCCCUCUGCCGAUUCUGCACAUUACAGGUCUGGAACGAUUUGAGCUGCCCACCGGCCGGACUGCAGGCCUGCUUGCCAUCUCCACGCUUUCCAACGCCGUCUUCUCUGGCUCCUUCCUCGUCCUCAUGUCUCUCACGUCUCCUGUACUCAGCUCCGUUGCGUCGCUCUUGACGAUUUUCCUCGUCGGGAUCACGGACUGGCUGAUCACGGGCAAGCCGCUCAGCUCGGCCGCACUAGCAGGCGGUGCGCUGAUCAUUGUCGCUUUCUGCAUGUUGAGCUUUGCCACGUACCGGGAGAUGAAGGAAGAGCAAGUCAAGCGGGAAGAGGACUCGGACAAAGUGUUCGAGGACGACGAGGACGACUUCGUCCCGGGCAAUGAGGAUGAUGAGCUCGGGCGACCCAAGCGAAGAGCGAGCGAUGAUUGA